CUCCUUAUCCCGGCCUCGCCAAAGUUUUUUCCCCUUCCUCGUUUCGGAGUUUUUUGGUUUUCUUGGGGUUUUUUUUGUAUUUUUUUUUUUUUUUUAGCGUUUUCUCGCUGAGGAGAAGAAAUAAAAAAGUUUUUUUGCAGGCUUCUCGCGGUUCUUCUCCGCUCCGCAGCCGGUGGAGACUUCGUUUCUCCGAGUUUUUACUUUUUCAACCCUUCCCUGCCCCUUAACGCUUAACUUUUUAAUUUUUUUUUUUGUUUUUUAAUACUUUUUUUCGCCCCCUUGUUCCCCCUCGGCCACUUUCUCGCAUGAAUCUCCUCGACCCUUUCAUGAAAAUGACAGAAGAACAGGACAAAUGUAUCUCCGACGCCCCCAGCCCCACCAUGUCGGAUGACUCCGCCGGGUCCCCCUGCCCCUCUGGAUCCGGCUCGGACACGGAGAACACCAGACCCCAAGAGAACACCUUCCCCAAGGGGGACCCGGACCUGAAGAAGGAGAACGACGAGGACAAAUUCCCGGUGUGCAUCCGGGAGGCGGUGAGCCAGGUGCUGAAGGGCUACGACUGGACCCUGGUGCCGAUGCCGGUGCGGGUGAACGGCUCCAGCAAGAACAAACCGCACGUCAAGAGACCCAUGAACGCCUUCAUGGUGUGGGCACAGGCGGCCCGCAGGAAGCUGGCGGAUCAGUACCCGCACCUGCACAACGCCGAGCUCAGCAAGACCCUGGGCAAGCUCUGGAGGUGAGUGCGGAGCCGGGAUGCGGAGCGCGGCGAGGAAGAGGAAGGUGCGAGCCUGGAAAAGGCGCUGAAAAACUUCUUUUCGCCGAGCGCAAAACUUUGUUCGGGGGAGAAGGCGGAAUAGGAGCGCGGGGGAAAGCAGGGAAAAGUUCGCUUUCUGGUGUUGGAAGUGGUUUCUGCGCCCCGAGCGAUGGCCGGGGGCCGGCGGAGCCCCUGGUUGUUCGCUUGCGCUGCCGGAGCGGAGGAAACGCUGGAUUUUGGGGAUUGCAUCAGCUCGGGCCGGGCCGGAGGGAGCGCGGGGCGA
Molecule: messenger RNA, 1037 nt
Organism: Cyanistes caeruleus (blue tit)
Lineage: Eukaryota; Metazoa; Chordata; Aves; Passeriformes; Paridae
Source: RefSeq, a predicted model, not a curated record